CUGUUCCUCUACAGGCAGAUAUCCCCCCACCCCUCCUCUGUGACGGGGAUGGUGUGGUCCAGGAAGCGCGCUCCCUCCGCUCCCUCCGCUCUCCUCCCCCGGCAGGAGGAGUGAAUCAGCUGACGAAUGGUAUCUCCCUCCUCUCUCCUCUCCCGGAUGGAUCGCGCCGCUGAAGCCGGCCAGCCGGAGCGCUAUAGCUGACUCCGGAGAGCAGGCUGUGCGCACCGCUCGCCCUCCUCCUGCGGGACGAACCGAGCCUUGAGUAAAAAAAAAAAAAAGCCACCGGGGAAGAGCCUACUUUAGUUCACAUCUCGCUGAUUUUUACUCCGGACUGGAAGCCAGCCUCGCUUCCCCCUUCAGCAUGGCUUCCAACUUCAACGACAUAGUCAAGCAGGGAUACGUGAGGAUACGGAGUAAGAAACUGGGGAUCUUCCGGAGGUGUUGGCUCGUGUUCAAGAAGGCCUCCAGUAAAGGACCCAGACGGUUAGAGAAGUACCCAGACGAGAAGGCAGCCUACUUCAGGAGCUUCCACAAGAUCACUGAGCUCCAUAACAUCAAGAACAUUACCCGGAUGCCACGGGAGACAAAAAAGCACGCUGUGGCGAUCAUCUUCUGUGACGACACGUCCAAGACAUUUGCCUGUGAAUCAGAGCUGGAUGCAGAGGAAUGGUGUAAGCUGCUGUGCGUGGAGUGCCUCGGCAGCCGUCUCAACGACAUCAGCCUGGGAGAGCCGGACCUGUUAGCAGCGGGGGUGCAGCGGGAGCAGAACGAACGUUUCAACGUGUACCUGAUGCCCACCCCUAACCUGGACAUCUACGGGGAGUGCACCAUGCAGAUCACCCAUGAAAACAUCUACCUGUGGGACAUUCACAACGCCCGCCUCAAACUCAUCAUGUGGCCGCUCAGCUCCCUGCGCAGAUACGGCAGAGACUCCACCUGGUUCACCUUUGAGUCCGGCAGGUGGGCGAUGUGUGACACAGGAGAGGGUUUGUUCACGUUCCAGACGCGGGAGGGGGAGAUGAUCUACCAGCGGGUCCACUCGGCCACGCUGGCCAUUGCCCAGCAGCAUGAGAGGAUGAUGGAGGAGAUGGAGAAGAGCUCCCAGAUCCACUCCAGAGAGACGCUAACCAAGUCCAUCUCCCUGCCACGCAGCGCCUACUGGCAGCACAUCACGCGUCAGACCAGCGUGGGGGAUCUCUACAGUUACCAAGGUACAGGUCUGGCUAUGACGUUCAUCCCUCGAGCACAGACUUUCCCCAGCUUCCUGUCUGAUGAGCCUGAACAGGAGGACAGCCAGCACCAGGAAGAGGCACCGUCGCCCCCCAGUGGCUGCGGAUCUAGUUGCAGCCUGAGACCCCUCCAAUGACAGAGAGCUGCUCCGCCAACACUGGACACUUUACCCACCACUGUAGAGAGGAUGUAGAAAUAUGUAUAGCGACAUGUGUAAUAUAUAAUUUCCUGCUUAUACUUUCCAGACAAUAGUGCGAACUGUAAGAGUUGACGUGAAAAGGAUCUUUGAGGGGAUUUGUAUCCUUUCUUUCUUGCAGGAAGUAUGACAGCAGAAGUAGCUUCAAAGAUUGCACCAAAAAAAAUCAUUUCAAGUGUAGGUUUAUGUUGUCAAUAUCCUCUUAAAGCCAGCAUGAUCCCUAUUUUUUUUUUAAUGAACAAGAAGGCACUAAAGAUUCAGUCUUAAAAAAAAAUAAUAAUAACAACAAAAGGUUUUGUCCGGUGUGCAGCCUCAAUUCAAGUGAAGCUUCACCAGUUCGGACAGAUAUUCCUCCCACUCCAACAAAACACUCUUCCUCUCGAAAAACGUGAAAUUGAUCAAUGCCUCGUGCAGAAAACGAGUUGAUGGUGAUUGCAGGUUUUAAUCGGCUGCAGCCGGCAAAGAGGUAGAAAAGGAAAAAGUCAUUCAGAAAUGUGCUUCAAGGAUAUGGGAACGGACUGUCAUGUCAGAAAUGAUAAAGUGCAACCUUCUCACAGCCUCUGCUUUAAACUGCCAACCUUUUCUCCAGAGCUAUUUGAUUUUAAUAGCCCCUCCCCGGCCUCAUACAUACAGUGGCUCUUAUCUGAUAACUGGUUCAUUAGCAAAAAGGCGGAAGGAAGGAGAAGCAGUUUGACUAGAUGAGUUAUGCAAAGUAGAGGUGAAUUUGGCAACGUGGGUGCAAGACGUGAACAUUCAAAUGUGGAAAAAACACGCGAAAACAUAAACUCCACAAAUUGACUUAAACAGGUAGAUAUGGGCGUACACACUUCUCUUGACAAGAAGACAAAAUAUAUUGUAAUUUAACGGGAUAAAAUGAAGAAUGGAGGGUAUGCACGUGACGUCACAGCCAGCAAAGUCUCCAUGGUUACGGCCACCGAGUGGUGACCGUUGAACAUGGAGAUUAGCAUCAUUAGCUUGAAUAAUAGACUUUAAUAACGUCUAAAUUAUAAAAUUUAUUUUU
Molecule: messenger RNA, 2447 nt
Organism: Mugil cephalus (flathead mullet)
Lineage: Eukaryota; Metazoa; Chordata; Actinopteri; Mugiliformes; Mugilidae
Gene: dok6
Product: docking protein 6
Exons: 8
Coding region: 362-1366 (334 amino acids)
Biological process (GO): cell surface receptor protein tyrosine kinase signaling pathway; positive regulation of MAPK cascade
Cellular component (GO): cytoplasm
Source: RefSeq, a predicted model, not a curated record